This is a messenger RNA of Cordyceps militaris CM01, 582 nucleotides long. RefSeq names its product gibberellin 3-beta hydroxylase, putative. The coding region runs from base 1 to 582 and encodes 193 amino acids. The record is from RefSeq and is a predicted model, not a curated record. The transcript has a single exon. Lineage: Eukaryota; Fungi; Ascomycota; Sordariomycetes; Hypocreales; Cordycipitaceae. Gene Ontology annotation, molecular function: dioxygenase activity.
AUGCCGAAGCUCCCAUAUCCAGCACCCAUCGAGGCCCGCCGCUUGCGCAUGCAGACAUUACUGGCAUCGCUGGACUCGAUUGGCCAGGUGAUUCUCGGAGCGCUCGCCGCGGCCAUGCGCCUGGCUCCGGCGUGCGACUUUUCCCAGCGGCACCGGCCGGACCGCCCGUCCACGAGCACGUUUGGCAUGCUGCGCUACCCCACGCUCUCGGCGGACGAUGCCGCCAGCGCCGGCCACGCGGUGCACACCGACGAGGGCACGCUGACGAUCCUGUUCGCGUCCGACUACGGGCUGCAGACGCGCAGUGCCGCGACGCAGCGCUGGGCGUUUGUCGAGCCCAGGACCGGGCACGCCGUCGUCAACCUCGGCGACUCGCUGCGCUUCCUGUCCGGCGGGCGUCUCAAGGCGUGCCUGCACAGAGUGGCCCCGCUGCCGGGACGGACGAUCCUGGAACGGUAUUCGUUGGCGUACUUUAUGCGCCCAGAGGAUGACGCCUGCUUCACGGACACGGCUGGUCGCGCGUGGACGAGCACCGAGUGGCACAUCCAGAGGUUCUCUGCCCAUGCACAGGUCCCCGUGUGA